Monopterus albus (swamp eel) is the source of this 2043-nucleotide messenger RNA. RefSeq names its product calphotin. The transcript has 10 exons. The record is from RefSeq and is a predicted model, not a curated record. NCBI's taxonomy places the organism in Eukaryota, Metazoa, Chordata, Actinopteri, Synbranchiformes, Synbranchidae. The coding region runs from base 96 to 1364 and encodes 422 amino acids.
AGGAUCGGUGCUUUAUAAAGGUCCCCCUUUGUCAGUCUGCCUCGCUGCUCGCUCCAGUGUUCAGGUCUCUCUUGUAUCCAUCAGCGCGCAUUAAAAUGCCCAGCAAGAGGAAGAAGAACAAACGUCGCAUGCGGGGGGUGCAGGCACAGAGGAGAGUCCUUGAAGAGCAGCAUGUGGCCAACCUGCCAGUCAAAGCAAGCCCUGGGAUUGCGGUGAGUACACCCCCUGCUGCAACUGCAAAGGAAGUGGCUAAAACUCCAGCUCCAGCGAAGAUCCCAGAGGCUGUUCCAUUUGCUCUCCCCAUUGCCGUCCCCACUGUAGAGACCCCCAGAGUAGAACAAAAACAAGUUGUCAAAGAGCCUUUUGCAGAGCCCGCCCCAGUCAAGGUGGAUGCACCAAAGCCUGAGACUGUGCUGUUGGAACAGACUCCAGCAGAAGCUGAGGUACAAGUCCCAGCAUGGGUCACUGAAGAAGCACCAGCCAUCAUGACUCCACCAGUGGCACCAUCUACAGUUAAAGCCACUGCAGUACAGGAGGCUGAGGUUCAUACAUCUGACACCACAUUAAUAACCACAGAGACUGAACAGAUGCAUGAUCUCUGUAAACCAGACAAUGAAGUGGAGGUGGAGGCCUUGCCAGAGGCAGACAUAGUCAGUGAUGUGGCGGUGAAAGUGUCCGUCGUAGCAGAUACCUCCAUACCAGCUCCCAUAACUGUAGCCGCUCAUGAACCAGUGGUAGAAGCACUUGCUAGUGACCAAGCUUCUGCUGGAGCAGAGCCUGCUACAGAGACGACAGUUAGAGAAACAGUCGUAUCAGUGGAGGAGGUUAUCACAGAGAUACCUGAGCCUGAACAGGUGACUGAAGUGGUUGUCAGUCCUGCAGCUGUAGCUGGGGAGGAAGAGGAUGAAGAUGAAGAGUUGGCUGAAGAUGCGCCUGAAGUGCCUGCUGAGCCUGUUACAGUCACAGAGGUGCCAGACACUGUCCCUGAGGCCCCUGGAACUGAAGUCAAAGAGGCUCCUGCCACACAAGAUGUUGCAGACCCGCUGGUUGAUCACUCUGUCACAGAAAUUCUCUCAGUAAUGGAGGAAAUUGUGGCCCCGAGUGACACCUUCAGUAUCCAAACCGAGUCUGUACGUGUGACGCCUGCUGAGCCUAAGCCUGCUACUGUCCCCGCAGAGGAAGUGGUCAUUAAAUCUGAGCAGACAAGCCUGGAUGCACCGUUAGAAGAACCAAAGUCAGAAAUCUGUGACAUGCCAUGUCAGGCGCAGUUCGAUGUUGAGCCUGUGCAACUCAGCUCAGUUGAGACAUCAGUGGAAACAGCUCUGAAUGGCCACAUCAUUCCUGAGGUCUCCACUGAGGGCUAAAUCCACACCACACAGCUCAGAAGACCUUUUUUCUGUGGCUUUUGACAGAAGCACCAUGAUAUCAAAGGGAUGUCCACAGUUUGAAUUGGACUUCCUGCCUUGGUUCCUGUCAAAACACUAAACCAGAAGUGGACAUGCAAAACAGCUGCAUUCGGAGCAGCACAAGAGGCUGUUAUCAUAAUUGUUCAAAAAUGGAAACAAACAUAUUGUGGCUCUUUUUAGUCUUUCUUUUUGAAGAUGCAAUGGCAGUGGAAGCAGAAGUUAUUGAGAGCUGGAGACUAAAACAAGAUCAUUUGCAGUGCCUGGUAUUUCAUACAUCUUUCCCCACACUGCAUACACUCAAUGCGUGUGCAUGUAGUUUGUACUUAGGCCUGUGCUCAUAUGCAGUCAUGGGAGGGACAACGUUUUCUCUAGUUUUUUUAAGCUUCACAUCUCAGAAUCACAGAUGUUGCACAUCAGGCUCUCUUGAUUUCAAACACUACCCUAACCUCUGUUUCUGCUCCACAUCUGUCCUGAAGUUCUCCCCUCUGUCCCCACUAAGUACCAGUGCCAACUACUAUUGCUCCAGAGGCCACUGGAGAAUGGUGGAUUUUGAGGAGACAGAUAAAAUGUCAUUUCAUGCAUUUGCAUUUCAUGCAAGGGGGAUACAAUUUAAGGGGUCAGUUAAAUUUAAAAAUUC